GCAGGGCCUGUCCUGUAAAGCAGCAUCGGAGACACACGGCAUACCUCAGUCUUGCUUCUGGCAGUAGCGGCGGUCCUGAGAUGCGUAUGGCCAUACUAUCCAGUGCAAAGAAGGAGAAAGAUCCGGUCUGGUUGAGAGUAGUCUCGGUAGCGCCGGAUACCACCAGCGCGGGCACGGCCGCCGAGAGGGGACGGACACCAGAAAUGAAGGGACAUAAACGGAGACGGUCCUCGGAUGCGGCGAUACUGCCUACGAAGAUGCGCAAGACCGACACUGGUCCUGUUCAUGUAUCAGAAUACGGUGAUAACGUCGUCAUCGGCACAUUGACACAAAACCCGAUCCAAGUCUGUCCGGAAUAUCUCGCACAGCACGAGGAGCCUGAACUCCUGGCAAUGCAGAUGGUUGACGCAUCCAGCGCGUUCCACAGAAUCUACUUUCUCCCGGCCGACGAGCGGCCGCCGGAGAACUGCGAACCAGUCAGUCUAUACAAAAUGCUUCUCGAACGCCCUGAUCCACAGAUCGCCCACAGGAAUGCCCAGACCGGGACACUGUGGAAGGUGCAGGUUGCCAGACUGAUCGCCGAGGCGGCCCUGCGGUUCGACUGGCCGGAGACUAGAUGCCAGUGGGGCAGGGACGACGUCAUAUUCUAUACCCUGCAGCCCUCUAGCCACAUCCUCGGGCCAUUCCUGAAGGUCGAAAUAGAAAGCCAGGUACACGGGACGAACGCGAUACCUGAGCAACCAGCGUCCGGUGGGAGGCAGAGAAGGACGCUCCUGAACCUAGCCUUCAUUCUUCUUCAGAUCGGUCUUUUCAAGCCUAUAGAGCCGCCGCCAGAGUCCUGGAACGAUGACCAGUAUCGGGGUUACAUCAUCCAAGAGAUCAUGCGAAAUGAUGCCCAGAUACUGGGUGAUUACAUAACGGUAGUUCGUCAAUGCGCGGAGCUCGCCUCCCCAGUGGGAGAAGUCAAUAUUGACAAGGAGGAGUUCCGGGAGAAAUACUACCGGCUCAUUGUUUCACCACUGAGGAUGAUGGAAACAAAUUUGUUAUCUCUUCAAAAGAAAUGAAGUUAGUUUGUGUAC
Messenger RNA from Truncatella angustata, 1079 nucleotides. RefSeq lists its product as uncharacterized. The transcript has a single exon. The coding region runs from base 81 to 1064 and encodes 327 amino acids. The record is from RefSeq and is a predicted model, not a curated record. Lineage: Eukaryota; Fungi; Ascomycota; Sordariomycetes; Amphisphaeriales; Sporocadaceae.